Molecule: messenger RNA, 5799 nt
Organism: Monopterus albus (swamp eel)
Lineage: Eukaryota; Metazoa; Chordata; Actinopteri; Synbranchiformes; Synbranchidae
Gene: ppl
Product: periplakin
Exons: 23
Coding region: 172-5451 (1759 amino acids)
Biological process (GO): wound healing; intermediate filament cytoskeleton organization
Cellular component (GO): cytoskeleton; cytoplasm; membrane
Molecular function (GO): structural molecule activity; cadherin binding
Source: RefSeq, a predicted model, not a curated record
ACGGGCGGGGCCUCUCUCUGUGGCUCCGCCCAUCCCUACAGGCUGACAGAUAGGCCUACACAGGUCGGGUGUGAAAACUAAAGUAGAAUUUUCUAGGUGGAGAGUCCAGUACCGCUGGUACAGUAUCUGAGGGAAGAGAAGCUCCGACACUGAGAAGGGUGACCUGCCACCAUGUUCAAGAGAAAGACCAAGACUACUCCUAUAACGCAGUCAAAACCAGCUGCUCCAUCCACAGAAUUGACUGCACUGAUUGAGAAGCUACAGAAGAAUGCUGAUAAAGUGGAGAAGAACAUCUAUGAUGUUGAGCAGAACCUCAACAAGGAUGUGAACAAGAUCAAUGAGGGGAAGCAGCCCUUGUAUCAGGAAGACUCCAACAAGAGAAUCCUCAACUCGCUGGAACUGCUCAGCAGCCUGGAUGAGGAUGCUGCCAACGCAAAACGUCUCAAGCAUCCACAGGCUGAGAUGAUAGAACAGGACAUGAAGCAACUGCGUGAUAGAGUGAGGAAACUAAAGGAGGACCAUGACCGCAUCUACCACCUGGUCCGCACUGAGGGGAUACCGAGCAUCAACUGGGGCAACAUGAUGGAUGAGAAACUGGACAAUCUGAACAACAAGGGCUUUGGCCAGGACCUGCCAUCUGUGGAAAAUGAGGUGGAGGAACACAACAUCUUCCACAGUGAAGUAGAAGCUCUGGCUCCACUCAUCUCCGCCAGCGGUGACAAGGAGUAUGUCAGUGGCCUCCAGAUGAAGUACAAUAAACUCCUGGCCAGUUCCAAUGCUCGUCAGCGCAACCUUCUGAGCCUGCGGGACUACAUGCAGCGCUGUACCAAUGAGUUGUACUGGAUGGACCAACAGGCUGACGAGAGGAUCAACUAUGACUGGAGUGACACCAACCUGGAUUACCCAGCCCGCCAGAGGCAGUAUGAGAACUUCAUCAGUAAAUGUCUAGAGUCCAGGGAAGCCACCGUCACAAAGCUGAAUGAUGAUGGAGAGAAGCUAAUUGCCUCUGACCAUCCAGGAAAGAAUGUUAUUGAGGCUCACAUGGAGGCAGUCCAUGCUGACUGGAAGGAGUACCUGAACCUGCUCAUUUGUGAGGAAAACCAUCUUAAACACAUGGAUGAGUACCAUAAGUACCAGAAGGACGCGCGUGACACUCAGGACCUGCUGAAGCGUAUGGAUACAGAGAUCAAACAGAAAUACAACCCAGAGUUCAAAGAUGUGUAUCAGAUGGAGAUUCUGAUGAGAGAGUUCGAUGACCAAGCCAAGGCCAUGGACCAUUUUGACGAACGGGUCAAGGCUCUUCAGAAGCGCAGCCUACAGGUUUUGCCUCUGAAGUACCGCAGAGAGACCCCCCAAAAGCUGCUACCUGUUGAAGCUCUGUGUGAAUUUGAUACAGAUGAGGGCCAGAUUUUGCGUGGGGAGAGGUACACUCUGCUCCGGAACAAUGGGGCCAAAUGGGAUGUGAAGGAUGCAGCCGGACAUAAAUUUACUGCCCCAGGCAUCUGUUUCAUGAUUCCCCCCACUGACCCUGAUGCUGUGGCCAUCUCUGACGACCUGGCCAGUCAGCAAAAAGCUGUCAAACAGAAUAUGGCAAGCAGCAAGGCAGUUAUGGCCAAACGUUUUGAAGAGCUGAAGAAGGACAGUGGUACUGGCACACCUACAGACAAGCAGGAACAACAGUGCCGCCAGCUGAUGGCAGGUCUGGAUAAGGUUGUCAGUGACCUGGACAAACAGGAGAAGGCCAUUUAUUCCCGAAUACGUCCACCGCUAGAGCAGAACAGACCACUACAGGACAGUACUGACCGCCUGCAGGAUAUGAGGGACAUUGCAGCAGCUGUCAGUAAGAUUGAACCAGAGAAGUCCUCUAAAGUGCAGGAAGCAAAGAGCUUCUUGGUCUCAAACCCAAAGUGUGCCAGUGCUCCUCAGCUUCACAGCAAGGUGGAUGAGGCCAACAGAAAGUACACCAAGAUUGAACAGCUUCUUCAGUGCUCUCAGGAGAAACUGAAGAAUUCCAACAAGCUGGAGACGUCGCUUCAAAAUGGAAAGAACCUUCUGUCCACCUAUGAGAACAAGAUGGCCAGGGAGGAGGUUGCUCCAGCCGACACCUCCUCAUUGGACAAAACACAGCGGGAGCUUGCAGAUAUUUCAUCAGACCUGAGGUCUAAAAGGUCAGUGAUCUCUGACACAGAGGAGAACCUGCGCUUGGCCAAAAACAGCUGUGACAACAUGGCCACCAAAUUCCAAGAGCACUGCCCCGAUAUUGAGAGGCAGGAAGCUGAUGUCCAGAAGCUCAACAAGCGCUUCAACAACCUCAUGAGUCAGGCUGACACCAGGUCUCAAAGCUUGCAGAGAGCCAAGAUGGCAUACAACAAUUACAGAAAUGAUUAUGACAAUCUGAACAGCUGGCUGUCUCGAGUCCCAAACUACGAGCCCCGUGAAACUGAUAACACGAGUCAAGUUGAGACCAAGCUGAAGAAUCAGAGGAACUUGCUCUCUGAUAUUGCAAGAAAGGAAUCUGAUUUGAACAAUGUUUCCAGAAAUGCUCAGCUGUACCAACAAGCUGUCAAAGACUAUGAGACUGAAACUGAGAAGUUCAGAUCUAUCCUGGAUCUUGAGGAUGGACUUGUACCCCAGACGUACAAGAGAAGCAGGCUGGAAUCACCUGCUCUGACAGUCAAGGCAGAGGAAGCUGCUAUUGAGGCAAGGUUUACUGAGGUGAAUGCAGUGAAUAAGCAAAGACUGCAGAAUCUCGAGUUUGCAGACAGUCUUCUCAAACAGCAACCUGAAAUGUCUGCAGUCCAGUCUACAAAUGUCAGGUCAGUCAAUGCUGCUGCCCCAGGAGAUGAGUCUUGGAGAAUCAGGAAGCAGUUGGAAGAUGAGAUUCAGAGGAGGGAACAGCUACAUAAAGAAACUGAGGCCAUCCAAACUGAAAUCUACAUCCUUGAAGGACAGAAGCCCCAGGAUACACUUACCAAGAAAGAGCUGAUCAAAAAGGUUCCUGACCCCCAGCUGGAUGAGGAAGUCCACAAGGCCCAGCAGAAACUUUCAGAGGAGCGACGCAUUACCCAUGUCCUAGAGAAUGACCUUGAAAUACUAAAGGUGAAGCUGCGUGGCCUUGAGACAGAGGCCAAAGAAGGGGCACAGCAAUACACAGUGAAGGAGGUCCUUCGUAUAGAAAGUGAUCGUGCUCAGGCGGAGGAGUUGCGCAAGCUCCGGGAGGAACUGGAUGAGUUAAGAAGGCAGAAGCUGGUGAAAGACAAUGAGCUGAUUGAGAUACAAAAGCAUGUGACAAUUCUGUCUGAACAGAAGAGCAAGGAACAGGAGGUGAUCACUGAAGAGGAAGUGAUCAAAGUUCAGAAUGAUCCCAAACUUGAAACAGAGUACAGAUUGCUCCUUGACAGGAAACAGAAGGAAAUAGAUGACAGGAAGCACCUGGAGGAUGAGCUGAAAUUUCUUCAGGAAAAGCUUCGAAGACUGGAGAAGGAGAAGGCAAUGGCAGAGGAGAAGAUUUCUAUCAAGGAGGUGCUGAAAGUAGAGAAAGAUGCUACCUUGGAAAGGGAGGUAGAAAACCUCAGGAGGCAGUAUGAAGAUGAGAAAACCAAACGAAGAUCAUCACAACGAGAAAAGGCUGACCUCCAAAGGAAAAUUACCAGUCUGGAGGAAGAGAAGUCCAAGGUUGUUGUUCAGGAGAAAGUUCGAGAGAUUGUCCGCCCUGACCCCAAGGCUGAGAAUGAGGUGGCCAAUCUCCGGCUUGAACUUGUAGAGCACCAGAGGCGCUAUAAAGAUGGAGAGCUCCAGCUUAGAUCCCUGCAAGAUGAGCUCACCAUGCUGAGGAACAGAGGACCUCAAGUGGAGGUCAAAGAAAUCAUCAAAGAAGUCAUCAAAUACAAGACAGAUCCACAGACUGAAAGAGAACUGGAAAGACUCCGAAAUGAAAUUGUUGAUAAAACCCACCAGACUGAGAAAUUUGAGAUGGAAAUACGCCAACUUCGUGAUGAAAUUCUAAGAUGGAAGGACACCAAGCCCCAAGUGCAGACAAAAGAGGUGGUCAAUGAAGUGCUGCAAUACAGAGAAGAUCCCAAGACUAAGGAGGAGAUUGAGAGUCUUAAAAGGAAACUGGCUGAUGAACAGAAGAAACGCCUUGAUCUUGAGAGAGACCGGUCAGCCCAAGAAGAGAAGAUCAGAGUGAAGAAGAUGGAUCUGUCUCAGGUCCGCGAAAAGAUUGUUCAGCAAGAAGUAGUCAAGAUGGAAGAAGACCCCCUUCUCAGAUCAGAGUGCAACACCUUCUCAGAUAAUAUCAGCCAAGAGCAGAGACAAAAGGAGAGCCUGAAAGCAGAGCUCUACCAACUGCAGAGACAGAAAGCUGACCUGGAUCUACAACUGGAAGAACUAGAGCGUGAGCGUAAAGCAAGGCGUGAUGCAGAAUUGGAAAUCCAAAGACUUCGGGUCAGGCUUAAUGAGUUGGAGAUUCGUGACAAAGAGAACCGUGAGAAGGUGACUGUCAAACAGAAGGUAGUGCUGCAGCAGGAUCCCCAACAGGAGAAGGAACACUCCAUCCUCAGACUACAGCUUGAUGAAGAAAGGCACAAACGUACUCUGCUUGAGAAAGAACUGAAUGCCCUCAUUCAGCAGCAGCUUACCCUGGAGAAGACGAGUAUUAAGGAAAGAGUUGUCCGUACUGAGAAAGUCCAAGUUGAGAAGGAUCCAGAGGCUGUGAUUGAGAUUGAGAACCUAAAGAGGACCCUGGAAGAGGAGAAAAGGAAAAGGCGAGAUCUUGAGCAGGAGCUGGCCUCAUUCACUUCCAGGCUUUCUGAUAUGGAGUUUUCCAACACCAAGUCCUCUAAAGACCUGGAUUACAUCCGUGAAGAAAGUAGCCGUCUGCAGCAAGAAAACCAAAGGCUGCAGAAUGAUAUUCGCAAGCUUCAAUCUGAAAUUGAGAUCACCAGCAAGGAGACUCGGCUUAUCACUGAGUCUGCCCCAAGGGGGGAUGGAAAGAACUUGGAGUUGAGGCUUGAUUCACUACAGAAGGAACUUGCAGAGCUCAGAGGCAUAACCACCCAGAAGGAUCAGGAAAUUGAGAAGCUUCAAAAGAACCUAACAGCAGUGAGAAUGAAGAGGGAACAGAGGGAAAGCCAUCUUCGUAGGUCUAUUGUCGUCAUUGAUCCAGAUACAGGCAAGGAAAUGAGACCAGAGGAGGCCUACAAACUAGGGCUGAUCGACUGGAAGAUGUUUGUCAACUUGCAGAGUCAGGAGUGUGACUGGGAGGAGAUCACAGUCAAGGGCCCCAAGGGAGAAUCCUCAGUUCUUCAUGACAGAAAAUCGGGGCAAAAGUUCUCCAUAGAUGAUGCAUUGCGUCUUGGGCUCAUCACACAACGCCAGCUUCAGCAAUACAAUAAUAAAGAAAUCUCCAUCCAGGAAUUUGGUGUAAUGGUGUCAGGCAAGAGCAAAUGAAUGCAAACAUUCUAAGAAAACACAUUUUUGGUUUUAUUCUAAAAGAUUACAUCUCUUUCACCUCUGUUUAAAAGCCUCUUUUCAUUUUAUUGUACUUCUAGCCUGUCUUUUAUACUGUGGUGACUUGGCUUUAUUUUGAAUUGUAUCUAUGAUUCAUGAAUGCUCUUUGUAUAAACUUGCUUAUGCAGUUUUGUGGUACGGGCAUGAAUAUAUGGAUUGAUAUUACCAUCAUUACAGCCAACUACAUAGCAUGUGGUAGAAAAAGUUUGUUUAGGUGAGCAUUAAUUUUUUUAGACUGGGUGCUAGGGCCAAGAACAUGCUAUAUCUUUGAUUUAAUAUUAUCUUUGA